GGUACAAUUUGCCUUGACGAAAGUUGCAACAUCAGUGACUUCCAUUGAAGGGUACUCACUACAACCACCCUUCGUAGCUCACUCCAAAUCAAUCUCAAAAGCUAUUUACCUCUUUCUUGUCAAUUUUCGAAAGCACAGCAAUGGGUUUCGCGCCAAGAGGACGUGGUGGUGACCGUGGAGGCCGCGGGGGCGGCUUCCGUGGUGGUGAUCGAGGUGGUCGCGGCGGUGGCAGAGGUGGUGGCAGCUUCCGCGGUGGUGACCGAGGCGGUCGCGGUGGUGGCAGGGGUCGUGGCGGUCCUGGUGGCCGUGGUGGACGCGGAGGUGGUCGUGGAGGUCGUGGAGGCGCAGGCGGCGGCGCUGGUGGAAAGAAGAUGAUUGUGGAACCCCAUCGUCACGGAGGUGUCUUUGUCGUCCGCGGCGGCAAGGAAGAUCUCUUGGCCACUGCCAAUCUGACCCCGGGUGAGAGCGUCUAUAACGAGAAGCGCGUUGCGAUCGAGAAUGCGAAGAGCCAGGACGGCACCACGACCAAGACCGAAUACCGUAUCUGGAACCCUUUCAGAUCGAAGCUGGCUGCUGGUAUCCUGGGUGGUCUCGAGACCAUUUACAUCAAGCCUGGCUCCAAGGCUCUCUAUCUCGGUGCUGCUUCUGGUACCUCCGUUUCCCACGUCGCCGACAUCGUCGGACCUACUGGCACCGUCUACGCCGUCGAAUUCUCCCACCGGUCUGGUCGCGACCUCAUCAAUAUGGCCACCCGCCGCACAAACGUUGUUCCCAUCGUCGAGGAUGCCAGACAACCCCUCAAGUACCGCAUGCUCGUCGACAUGGUUGAUUUCAUCUUCGCAGAUGUUGCUCAACCUGACCAAGCCAGAAUCGUCGCUCUGAAUGCUAAGCUCUUCCUGAAGCAAGGUGGUGGCAUGCUCAUCUCCAUCAAGGCGAACUGUAUCGACUCGACUGCGCCUCCUGAGCAGGUCUUUGCCCAGGAGGUCGAGAAGCUGAGAUCGGAGAAGUUCUUCCCCAAGGAGCAGCUUACCCUGGAGCCCUACGAGAGAGAUCACGCUAUGGUGUCUGCGGUCUACCGGCAGAAGGAGUUCGUGGAAUAGGCUAAUGGCGGUUCCGCGGAUGCGCGCUCUUCUUCCUUUGCGAUUUUAUGAUUCAGGAUGUUUCUUCGGUUGGAGGGCUUUUUAUAUCUCUAUUCGGCAACGGCGAAUGACGGCGUUCUAAGGGCAUCAUCAGGCUUUUCUUACGUGUGAAUACAACACGUGUGUGAU
Molecule: messenger RNA, 1268 nt
Organism: Cryphonectria parasitica EP155
Lineage: Eukaryota; Fungi; Ascomycota; Sordariomycetes; Diaporthales; Cryphonectriaceae
Product: regulated by circadian rhythms/rRNA modification
Exons: 5
Coding region: 141-1100 (319 amino acids)
Biological process (GO): rRNA methylation; box C/D sno(s)RNA 3'-end processing
Cellular component (GO): small-subunit processome; nucleolus; box C/D methylation guide snoRNP complex
Molecular function (GO): RNA binding; histone H2AQ104 methyltransferase activity; rRNA methyltransferase activity
Source: RefSeq, a predicted model, not a curated record